AAUACACAUAUAUAUUUAUUUAUGUAUAUUUAUCUACUUAGAUUAAACUUUCUUUCCUUUUUUUUUUCUCUUUUUCGCUUUUUCUAGGCAUCUAAACAUCUUGACACAAUUUCGAGCAUUACUCUUAAUCGGUUCCACAUGGCUGAUUAGCAUUGUAUUUGUUGGUCUUACAUUUUCCACCGGAACCUUUGAAUGUAUCAGUCGACGACAACUGUUCACCGUUGACUCACCGGUUGAUUACAGUAAUGUACAACAGAUUGCUGAUUAUGCAAAUGUGGCUGCAAAACAUGAUAUUGUUGCCAUCAUACCAGAAUCCAAUUAUACAUUUGAGUUAACAUAUCGAGACUGUUAUGUAAUCACAUUUUCACCAUCAUUUCCACACGGUAAAAAACUGUAUGCACUAUUCGUUAUUGUGGUCGGUAUUGUACCGGUUGUAUCGUCGCUAAUUGUUGCGCUUUACAUCGAAAGUAUGAUACGUACACAUCAAAAGAAUAUGUCUGAAGGUAUCAAUAAUACAUCCAAUUAA
Molecule: messenger RNA, 526 nt
Organism: Enterobius vermicularis (human pinworm)
Lineage: Eukaryota; Metazoa; Nematoda; Chromadorea; Rhabditida; Oxyuridae
Source: the annotation of a GenBank genome assembly